AUGACUCCAGUGAGUCAUUGCUCCGUUGGCAGUAUCAGCCUGUUUCACAUCGGAAGCUUCAGGACUAGCCGAGAAAUCCAAAUUAGAAAAUUCCAGGGCACAGCGAGGUAUUCGAGAGUAGCAUCGCCGUUGCCUCGGAGACUGCUGCAGCCACAGACAGCGUUCCACCUGAUCAGUAUCUACAAGAGAAGAAGCUGGUCCUCUGCCCAGAGGCCAAGAACCUUGUCCGCAGCGACCGUGGGGACUGAUAUCACGGUGGAGGAUCAGAAUCCGUCUCCUUCGGGAGAAAUCUCCAAUGAAAACUCUGAGGUUGCACCUGACGCCGUUGAAGCGAGCGAAGAGGCCGAGGCUAGCAUUGGACAAGCUUCUUCUCCUCGCAAGUUGGGACGCAACAUUCGGAAGAGCGAGAUGCCUCCGCUGAAUGAGGAGGAUCUGGUGCCUGGCGCAUCUUUUACUGGGAAGGUGAUGUCUAUCAAGCCAUUUGGAGUUUUCGUUGACAUUGGAGCAUACACAGAAGGCCUUGUUCAUAUCUCCAGAGUAAGUGAUGGGUUCGUGAAAGAUAUAUCUUCCCUCUUCACUGUUGGACAAGAGGUGUCAGUCAGGUUGCUUGAUGCAAAUAAGGAAACGAAGCGUAUCUCUCUGACGAUGAGGGAAGAUGAUGACUACGUCAAGCCUAAAAAGGAAACACCUAAGGCUGCAAACGGUGGGCGCAGUGCCACCGCAACUCCAAGGCAAACAAGGGAAAGGCAGGAAGCCAAGGAGAUGGUCGAGCCAAAAUAUUUACCUGGUCAGUCUCUGAACGGCACUGUGAAAAGUACGACGAGAGCAGGGACAUUUGUGACAUUGCCUGAUGGGAGUGAAGGAUUCCUUCCCAGAGAAGAGGAAGCAUUAGCAUUGUUUACCCUUAUUGGACAAUCUGCAAUGGAAGUUGGUAAACAGAUAAGGGUUAAAGUACUGAAUGUAGCACAAGGUCAGGUCACUUUGACGAUGAAAGGGGUGGAAGAUGAUGAAGACGAUCUGAAGACGCUAAACAUGGAGCUUAAGCGGGACUGGUCCAGAGGGACCAAUGCAUUUGAGUUAGCUUUCCGUAGGAACAAGGAGAUCUCUGCAUUCUUGGAUCAGAGGGAAAAGACAAAAGUGCCAGAAGUACAAGCAGCUUCUGAGGAAAGUAGCGAAGAAUUGAGCUCUGUGUCAGAAGUAGCAACUGAUGUUCCUGCUCCUGUAUCUGAUGCCUCUUCUCAGGUGGGAAUCGAGGAUUCUACUUCUGUGGCAAAUGCUGCUGAGAACCAAACUGUAGAAUCUGAAAGCUCACCUGUAAUUAGUGUUGAACUGUCCUCCAACGGGGUCCCAGAUAGCACUAGUGUGUCUUCAGUUUCAGAAACUGUGGAGAAACCUGCUGAACCUGAAGAAUCUUCAGCAGUUGAAGAGGUCCUUGUAACUGCAAGUAGUGAGGUGGAGAAAGAACCAGCUGCUGCUGCUGCGGGAGUUGCACAAACAAGCACCACGACAGCCACUAUUUCUCCUGCCCUUGUCAAGCAAUUGCGUGAGGCAACUGGAGCAGGCAUGAUGGACUGCAAAAAGGCUCUUGCUGAAACGGCGGGUGACAUUGAUAAAGCUCAAGAAUUCCUACGAAAGAAAGGGCUGGCGGCUGCUGACAAGAGGGCCGGCAGAGCAACAGCUGAGGGAAGAGUUGGCUCUUACAUACAUGACAGCAGAAUCGGGGUCCUUAUUGAAGUGAAUUGUGAGACUGACUUUGUGUCCCGAGGCGACAUCUUCAAAGAGUUAGUUGAUGAUCUUGCCAUGCAAGUUGCUGCCUGCCCUCAAGUACAGUACAUCUCUAUUGAUGACGUCCCUGAGGAGUUUGUGAAGAAGGAGACCGAGCUGGAGAUGCAGAGGGAGGACCUUUUGUCAAAGCCCGAGCAGAUACGGGCUAAGAUCGUUGAAGGGCGUGUAAAGAAGAGGCUUGGAGAAUUUGCAUUGUUUGAACAGCCAUUCAUCAAGAAUGACAAGGUCACAAUAAGUGAGUGGCUGAAGCAAACUAUAGCUACAACCGGAGAGAAUAUGAAGGUCAAGAGAUUUGCCCGAUACAACCUAGGUGAAGGGUUGGAGAAGAAAAGCCAAGAUUUUGCUGCUGAAGUUGCAGCCCAGACAGCAGUGAAGGCGCCGCCAUCUGCUCCUCCGAAGGAUGACAAGCCUGCUGAAACAACAGAACCCGCUGAGAAGAAGCCGGCUGUUGCAGUUUCAGCUUCAUUGGUAAAGCAACUCCGAGAUGAAACCGGUGCUGGUAUGAUGGACUGCAAGAAAGCUCUGGCUGAGUCUGAUGGUGACCUUCAGAAGGCUCAGGAAUUCCUCAGGAAGAAGGGCCUCUCAUCUGCAGACAAGAAAUCUUCUCGGCUAGCUGCUGAAGGACUGAUUGGCUCUUACAUCCACGACAACCGCAUCGGAUGCAUGAUUGAGGUCAACUCCGAGACCGACUUUGUGGCUCGCAACGAGAAGUUCAAGGAGCUCGUGAAUGACCUUGCAAUGCAAGUGGUGGCAUGCCCACAGGUCGACUAUGUCUCAGUGGACAACAUCCCAGAGAGCAUCAUCAGCAAAGAGAAGGAGAUUGAGAUGCAGAGGGACGACCUGCAGUCGAAACCAGAGAACAUCAGGGAGAAGAUCGUCGAAGGGCGGAUAGCAAAGAGGCUCGGAGUGAUGGCCCUCCUGGAGCAGCCCUAUAUCAAGGAUGACAGCAAGACAGUGAAGGAUCUCGUGAAGGAGAUGAUCGCGUCGCUUGGGGAGAACAUCAAGGUGCGGAGGUUUGUCCGGUACACCCUGGGUGAGAACUGA
Messenger RNA from Miscanthus lutarioriparius, 2829 nucleotides. The record is from the annotation of a GenBank genome assembly. NCBI's taxonomy places the organism in Eukaryota, Viridiplantae, Streptophyta, Magnoliopsida, Poales, Poaceae.